Messenger RNA from Camelina sativa (false flax), 340 nucleotides. Its product is annotated as putative defensin-like protein 88. The record is from RefSeq and is a predicted model, not a curated record. Lineage: Eukaryota; Viridiplantae; Streptophyta; Magnoliopsida; Brassicales; Brassicaceae.
AACUAAUAUUGUUACUUCCCAAUAUCUAAAUAUCAAAAAGAGAAAAGCAACAUAAAAGAUGGCCAUGGAGAAGUUUUCAUAUUUUCUAUUACCGUUAUUGAUGGUGUUUGCUUUCAUCCUUCCAUCAAUGAUUUCAGUCGAAGUAAUACCAUGCAUACCAGGAUCAACAUGUUCACGCAAUCUAACAUGCAAUGUACUUUGCAAAUUAAAAGGAUACAAAUUAGGAGGGUUCUGCCAAAAAUAUGUAGGCAAAAAGACCGGCAAUUGUUGUUGUCAUCCUGGCUUUGAAUCUCAAGACUCUUCCAUAUCCGACGAUAUUAAUGUACUAAUUCCUAAUUAA